Messenger RNA from Hypomesus transpacificus, 1314 nucleotides. RefSeq names its product fibroblast growth factor 16 (gene fgf16). The transcript is spliced from 3 exons. Bases 220 to 840 code for a protein of 206 amino acids. Gene Ontology annotation, biological process: cell differentiation; fibroblast growth factor receptor signaling pathway; animal organ morphogenesis. Gene Ontology annotation, molecular function: growth factor activity; fibroblast growth factor receptor binding. The record is from RefSeq and is a predicted model, not a curated record. Gene Ontology annotation, cellular component: cytoplasm. Lineage: Eukaryota; Metazoa; Chordata; Actinopteri; Osmeriformes; Osmeridae.
UAUAUACAAAGCUCUUUCCAUCAGAUCAACAGAUAUCAAAGUAAUGAACAGUGAAGGUCGACUGAUGAACUCGAGGAUUUAAAUUAUUGAGGAGGAUGAGAAGAGAGGCACUGCGCAGCAGGUAGUUUACAAUCCUACUUGUGGCACCGCCGAAGUAUUUUCCUCACUCACUUCAAGUACAUUUUAAAUGCAUUUGCAGCUUUGACAGCUGUGCGCACGAUGGCAGAGGUUGGAAGCUUUCUUGGGGCACUCGAUCUGGAAUUACAAAGUUUUCCUGCACUUGGAAAUAUGCCAUUGGCAGAGUCGCCCGUGGGAUUAAAUGAACGUUUGGGACAGAUUGAGGGGAGGUUACAACGGGGUUUGCUGACGGAUUUUGGUCACCUCAAAGGGAUUUUGCGGCGACGGCAGCUGUACUGCCGUACGGGCUUUCAUUUGGAGAUAUUUCCUAACGGAACUGUUCACGGGACAAGACAGGACCAUAGCAGAUUUGGUAUCCUGGAGUUCAUCAGUCUAGCUGUAGGUUUGGUGAGCAUCCGUGGUGUGGACGCGAGUCUCUACCUGGGCAUGAAUGAGAAAGGAGAGCUCUAUGGGUCGGAGAAACUAACGGCCGAGUGUGUGUUCAGAGAACAGUUUGAGGAGAAUUGGUACAACACCUAUGCCUCUACGCUCUACAAGCACAUGGACACGGAACGUUUCUAUUAUGUAGCACUCAACAAGGACGGUUCGCCACGUGAGGGGAAUAGGACUAAGAAACACCAGAAACUCACACACUUCCUUCCACGGCCUGUGGAGAUCGAUAAGAUCCUACAGGCCUACAGAGACCUGUUUCAGUACAGAUGACCAGAAACCUCAUUGGUAAAACUGGGAUAAGAAGAAGAGGAUGAUAAGGAAAAUUAGAGUGGAAAAAUUGAUUGUCUGAUCUACCCCCUCUACCUACCGCUUCUCCUCACCCCCAAGGUGUUUAUGUUUGGUUCUUCUGUAUAAAUAGUGACCCCCCCCAGCUCCCUUUCCCAGUCACUACACAUCAAAUAAACACCAGAUAUUGCGUGUCUUCCAGGAUGUAACCACCCAGUUUUGCGGAACUGUUUCUGAUUGCAGAUGGAAUAGGAUUUACUUCCUCAAAGCUACAACUAGAGAUGGGGUGAUGGAGAGAGGAAGAGAGGACAGUAGGAGGAAACAAAGCACGAGGAGAUGGAGGAAAGGAUGUCCAGGGAGAGGUGCUGGCCUCUGUUCCAUGUGGCUGUUCCCCCGAGAGUAACCAGGGCUUAAAAUUUAAGAUCCACUUUAAUAUCAGAUGGUCAGAUGGCUGAGCGG